AUGGCAUAUAUGGUCCUUCCCAUCUUCCUUGUAUCCCAGCUCCUGGUCCUCAUAGCAGCUGCAGUAGAUGCACCAGUAGAUGCACCAGUAGAUGCAGCAGUAGAAGCACUAGUAGAGGCACCAGUAGAUGCAGCAAUAGAUGCUCCAGUAGAUGCACCAGUAGAUGCACCAGUAGAUGCACCAGUAGAUGCACCAAUAGAUGCAGCAGUAGAUGCACCAGUAGAUGCAGCAGUAGAUGCAGCAGUAGAUGCACCAAUAGAUGCAGGAGUAGAUGCAGGAGUAGAUGCACCAAUAGAUGCAGCAGUAGAUGCACCAGUAGAUGCACCAGUAGAUGCACCAGUAGAUGCACCAGUAGAUGCAGCAGUAGUUGCACCAGUAGAUGCACCAGUAGAUACACCAGUAGAUGCACCAGUAGAUGCACCAGUAGAUGCACCAGUAGAUGCACCAGUAGAUGUAGAAGCUGCAGUAGCAGUAGCAACAGCAUAG
Molecule: messenger RNA, 486 nt
Organism: Procambarus clarkii (red swamp crayfish)
Lineage: Eukaryota; Metazoa; Arthropoda; Malacostraca; Decapoda; Cambaridae
Source: RefSeq, a predicted model, not a curated record